Molecule: messenger RNA, 5492 nt
Organism: Nycticebus coucang (slow loris)
Lineage: Eukaryota; Metazoa; Chordata; Mammalia; Primates; Lorisidae
Gene: DPYSL3
Product: dihydropyrimidinase like 3
Exons: 14
Coding region: 207-2261 (684 amino acids)
Biological process (GO): actin crosslink formation
Cellular component (GO): cytosol; cytoplasm
Molecular function (GO): hydrolase activity, acting on carbon-nitrogen (but not peptide) bonds, in cyclic amides
Source: RefSeq, a predicted model, not a curated record
CUGCUGAGCGCGCCGCUGCACCGGCCCGGCGCCGCGCGCUGCUGGCUCGCAGGGGACAGGCAGGAAUCGGAGCAGCACUGCCGCCUCUGGCGCGAAGGCUCAGGCGCCUCCUCCUCCCCAGUCACUGUGGCUCGGCGCACGCUGCCGGCGGCUGCCCUUUCUGCCUCGGGGGAAGAAAACCUUUGGGUCCCGGUCGCGCUUGAACCAUGGCCUCGGGCCGAAGGGGCUGGGACAGCUCGCAUGAAGACGAUCUGCCGGUAUACCUGGCCAGGCCGGGCACCACCGACCAGGUCCCGCGGCAAAAGUACGGCGGCAUGUUCUGCAACGUGGAGGGCGCCUUCGAGAGCAAGACGCUGGAUUUCGAUGCCCUGAGCGUGGGGCAGCGCGGCGCGAAGACUCCUCGGAGCAGCCAGGGCGGCAGCCGCGGCUCGGGGAGCCGGCCCGGGAUCGAGGGGGACACCCCGCGCCGGGGCCAAGGCCGGGAGGAGAGCAGGGAGCCCGCGCCCGCGUCGCCCGUGCCCUCCGGGGUGGAGAUUCGGAGCGCUACCGGCAAGGAGGUGUUGCAGAACCUCGGCCCCAAGGACAAGAGUGACCGUCUCCUUAUCAAGGGAGGCAGAAUCGUCAACGAUGAUCAGUCUUUUUAUGCCGAUAUUUACAUGGAAGAUGGCUUGAUAAAGCAAAUUGGAGACAAUCUGAUUGUCCCUGGAGGGGUGAAGACCAUUGAAGCCAAUGGGAAGAUGGUGAUCCCUGGAGGCAUCGAUGUCCACACUCACUUCCAGAUGCCGUACAAGGGAAUGACCACAGUGGAUGACUUCUUCCAAGGGACAAAGGCGGCCUUAGCAGGUGGCACCACCAUGAUCAUCGACCACGUGGUGCCUGAGCCCGAGUCCAGCCUGACCGAGGCCUAUGAGAAGUGGCGAGAGUGGGCCGACGGGAAGAGCUGCUGUGACUAUGCCUUGCACGUGGACAUCACCCACUGGAACGACAGUGUGAGGCAGGAAGUGCAGAACCUCAUCAAGGACAAAGGGGUUAACUCCUUCAUGGUUUACAUGGCCUACAAGGAUUUGUAUCAGGUGUCCAACACAGAGCUGUACGAGAUCUUCACCUGCUUAGGAGAGCUGGGGGCCAUUGCUCAAGUUCAUGCCGAGAAUGGGGAUAUCAUUGCCCAGGAGCAAACCCGGAUGUUGGAAAUGGGGAUAACUGGCCCAGAAGGCCAUGUACUGAGCAGACCAGAGGAGCUGGAAGCUGAGGCUGUGUUCCGUGCCAUCACCAUUGCCAGCCAAACCAAUUGUCCUCUCUACAUCACGAAGGUCAUGAGUAAGAGUGCGGCCGACCUCAUCUCACAAGCCAGGAAAAAAGGAAACGUGGUCUUUGGCGAGCCCAUAACUGCCAGCCUUGGCAUAGAUGGAACCCAUUACUGGAGCAAGAACUGGGCCAAGGCGGCUGCAUUUGUGACAUCCCCACCUCUGAGUCCUGACCCGACCACUCCAGACUACAUCAACUCCCUGCUGGCCAGUGGGGAUCUGCAGCUGUCUGGAAGUGCUCACUGCACCUUCAGCACCGCCCAGAAAGCAAUUGGGAAGGACAACUUCACAGCCAUUCCCGAGGGCACCAAUGGUGUGGAAGAGAGGAUGUCUGUCAUCUGGGACAAGGCUGUGGCCACAGGGAAAAUGGAUGAAAACCAGUUCGUGGCUGUGACAAGCACGAACGCUGCUAAGAUCUUCAACCUGUAUCCCCGCAAGGGAAGAAUAUCUGUGGGUUCUGACAGCGACCUGGUCAUCUGGGAUCCAGAUGCUGUGAAGAUCAUCUCUGCCAAGAACCACCAGUCUGCUGCUGAGUAUAACAUCUUUGAAGGGAUGGAGCUGCGUGGGGCUCCUCUGGUUGUCAUCUGCCAGGGCAAGAUCAUGCUGGAAGACGGCAACCUGCACGUGACCCAGGGGGCCGGCCGCUUCAUCCCCUGCAGCCCAUUCUCCGACUACGUCUACAAGCGUAUUAAAGCCCGGAGGAAGAUGGCAGACCUGCAUGCCGUCCCGAGGGGCAUGUAUGAUGGACCUGUGUUUGACCUGACCACCACCCCCAAAGGGGGAACCCCCGCAGGCUCAGCCCGGGGUUCUCCUACUCGGCCGAACCCACCUGUGAGGAAUCUCCAUCAGUCCGGAUUUAGCCUGUCGGGCACCCAAGUGGAUGAAGGGGUCCGCUCAGCCAGCAAGCGCAUCGUGGCGCCCCCUGGAGGCCGUUCUAAUAUCACAUCCCUGAGUUAAGCAACCCCUCCCCAAAGAGAGGGGCAGAAGCAAGAAGAGAUUUUUUUGAAGCCAAAAUGGUACACCGAUAUUUAAGAAGGAAAGUGAAUCCAAACAGUUGCGAUCUAAAGAAUCAACAAGCCUCAAGCCUUAUGUUUCUCCAAUGUUAUGCUCGCUUGCCUAGCUUUAUGAAUAUUGCUUUGUUUUCUGUUUAUGCAUAGCCUUGAUUUUUUUGGCCCCUCCCCCAUUUACAUGCAUGCAAUCGGACAGGCCACUACGGUAAAAGAGUCUGCUAUAUUAUUAUAGUGUUGAGAGCGUGUGUAGUGCUGCAUCUUACGACAUGGGGACAGGCAAAGCUGGAUGUCAGGGAAAUGGACAAAAGGGACACAGGUUAUUUGGGGAGAGUGGGUGGUGGGAACCCGGAGCAAGGUGGAGGGUGUAGAGGGGCUGGGGUUGGACGUGGAGGGGGUAGGGGGGUGGGUUGGGUGAGAGCAAAGGGUGUUGUGUAUUGUGUUGAUGACAUACGUUAAUUUCCAUGGGAGAUGGCCGCUUGUGACAGCUGUCCCUUUGUUACGGGUCCCCUGGGGUAGAGAAGACAGGAGGUCUUUGGUUUCUGGACUUUGUCACGUCCCCUCCUAGUAGAUUUUGUUUCUUUGAACGUUUAUUAAAACGCCAAAACCCAACUCCUUUCUUCCACCUGCUUUGAUUGUGCCAGUAUUUGCUCGGGCCUCUUUCUCAGUGUUGCUCCCAAAUCCUCCUCUUUCCUGGGCUGGAAAGGCCAGGCAGGGGAGGAGCAGGUGAUACCUCUCCUCCUCUCUUCUCGCCCUCCCUGCCCCUCUGGUGCUCUUAAAAGCCAACAGCUGAGAACACAGCACAGGCCCAGGGAUGGUGGUGGUGGUGAGGAUAGCGGCAGUUUAAAGAUACCCCUCUCUAAACAUGGCAAGAGCUCCUCUCUGCUGUCUUUGCAAACGGAGAAGAGUAGCAUGUUUCCGCAUCCCAAGUUAGGAUUUUAGCUUAGAUGGGCCAGAAAGAAGGGCUUCUCUUGACAGUGGUGAGUGUUUGAUUCUCUUGCUCUCCUGAGGGCCAGACACAUCCUUAAUAAUAGGAUCUCUCUCUCUUAUUUUUUUUUUGAAAGUUGAUUUUAUUAAGCAUUCCCUAUCUUUUACUAUUAAUAUGCAAUCUCAUUUUAUUGGGAGUCAAGCAGGGCUUUGGGAAAGCCAGUCCUGAGGGAAGGAAGCACCUUUGUGGCCCUGGUUCCAUUUUCCCAUUCUAAACCGUGGGUUUCCCCUCCCAUGAGCAGAUCCUCUUGGGAAUCUUUUUGUCUCAGUGCCAGCAUUCUGCAGGUGAGUGGAAACUGCAUGAGGCAGACUUCCCAGUGGAUUGCUGGAGGGAAGUUAGCAUUGAGUGUUUGCAUCUGCCUUGCCUGUUACAACUGACUUCUGAAAAUUCAACUUUGGAACAAAUUCCGUGAGCAAUAUGAGGAUGUGUAGAACCAAGACACCCAUUUGCAGGAAAAAUAUAUUCAACCUGGGAAUCGUACCUCUGUGCCCUGGGGGAUCCAGCUAGCAGAACCUAUAGCCCUGUGUACUAAGUAUUUUAAAGAGAAGAGCAGGGCUCAUAUAACUUAGGAUUGCUUAGGGGAAACCAUUAUCUUUGCAGGUUUUAAAAAGUUGAAGACUAGAAAAAAGUCAACACCUUGCUACAAAGGAAUUUGGAAAUAGCCAAGGAAGAGGAUUUCCCCUAGCAAGCUACUAGCAAGCUUCUAAUCAUGAAAAAGACCUUUUCUCCAUUCAUAAUAGAGAAUGUUGCUAUUUUAAGGCUUACAUGGUGCUUUUCUUUUAAGGGAAACUUAGGUAAAAUGGAAAAUGUAGCUGUUAAUUUACAAUGCAGAGAUUUGGGGGACCGAUCUUAGAACUAGGAAUGACAGCUUUGUACACAGAGGGAGUUUGUCAGAUCGGAAGCGUAUACCUCAUUGGCAGGGCUGGGCUAUAGGAUAGGCUGCAGUUCCAGCCAUAACCACCAGAUGGAGGGAAAGACAUGUAAAUAAACUCAGCUCAGAGCAUCCACUGUGCACCAUCUGCUCCUCCGCGAUUUCUCUGUGCCGUGAAGAGAAAUCUUCCAUGGCCAAACAGGUUAUCUGCACUGCACUUGGGACUUCCAUAACAGAACUUUAUAUUACACACAAGUUUUCCAAGCUGUAGGAACAACUCCUUUAUGCCCUCAGGAUGGGCACCAUCUAAAGAAGCCUCUCUCCUUCACUUACUAUGCUGACUUUCCAAGCAUAGAAAUUCCUGAGAAUUCCUAGAAAAAAUUCCACCAUUUUCUUAGCAUGAAAACUGAGUGAUAUGUUGCUUCAGUUAAAACCUAUAUUCAGAUUUGUUCUGUUCCAUAAGUCGCAUCAAACAGCCCUGUACAAAGAGUUUAGGAAAAGAAAACGAUGAUGAUCCGUGGGCCUCGCCAAGUUCACUGCCACCUAAUCUGGAAGUGGGAAGGCACAUGGGCCUUUUGUCUCAUUCCUAAGCUGUCUUUUGCUGUUUCAUCCCUUGGCCUGCCCCUCUCUGAGUAUGCCCCUGCCACCCCCCAGGCCCUCCGGCCUCCUCACAUUAUCUCUAAACCUGGAUGGCAUCACUGUUCGCUCUGAGGGGGCCACCGGCUUGGGUAGUAGAAAAGGUGUUUGUGAAACUGUUCAAUCAGCCAUCAUGGUAGAGCUAUUUCUUUCACUUCUAGAUUUUCUAGAAAGAGCACGAUUAUGGUCAUCUCCAAAGUGGAUUUUCUUUAAAGUCCAGUCAUCCUGUGACCUUUUUCUUAAUAGCUAACACCCAGAGUGUCAUGUUCUUCCCCAAAGGCCUGAGUCCUAAGCCUGGGCUUUUGCUCACCUUGAGAAGUCCUUUCCAGCAGAGUGGAUGACUCCAGCUUUGGUUCUUGCCACAGCUUCCCAGGCCUUUUUCCCUGGAAGAACACCAGCUUGAGUCCCAGAUACCCUCCUGGGCUGUCCCAGGCAGCCAGCAUUCAUUGUCAGUCCUCUUUGAAACCUGGUGUGUGGGUGUUCAGUUCUGUGUCUGGUGGGUAUGGACAGACAGUAAACCUCCCGUGAUCUGUGCUAGCUGUGAGGCAGCUCCGGAACGUACAGAGCUGUUUGGCUUGAACCGUGAAGAAAACUGUGUUUUGAGUUUAGCUGAGAUUAAAGAAAACAAAAGUUCAUUAAGUGACUGUUAAUGUAAACCUGGUUAUUAAAAUAACUAUGAAAUUACC